AUGGAAACUCAAGUCAGGCUUGGUAAAUGGGCUGCCAGAUAUGAAUUGAACGAGAUGCACCAUCAUCUUCAAUGCUGGACAUCCAUUUUUAAUGUGGUAUCGAUCAUAUGCAAUCGCCGGACACCCCCUCAUAGAGAUCCUGAAUGUCGACCGGCAGCAUUUGAUAUCAUGACUACUGCUGGUGUUUAUCGCCCGGUCGUCAUGGAUUUCAUGAACCUUGGAAUCAAGUUUCUAUACGACUCUGGCUCGAUAUUGGCUUCAUCAUGUCGACUGGUGAGAUAUUACAUGAAUGUGGAAGAGGGCAACAGGAUUGUCACUGUGUGGUACAUGCGAGACAGCAUCCACAAUUUUGUUGGGACUCCGAGCACGGAGUAUGCAAAAUAUGACCGUGUAGAUAUUUAG
Molecule: messenger RNA, 402 nt
Organism: Suillus plorans
Lineage: Eukaryota; Fungi; Basidiomycota; Agaricomycetes; Boletales; Suillaceae
Exons: 1
Coding region: 1-402 (133 amino acids)
Source: RefSeq, a predicted model, not a curated record